Molecule: messenger RNA, 6264 nt
Organism: Dunckerocampus dactyliophorus (ringed pipefish)
Lineage: Eukaryota; Metazoa; Chordata; Actinopteri; Syngnathiformes; Syngnathidae
Gene: styk1a
Product: serine/threonine/tyrosine kinase 1a
Exons: 11
Coding region: 4981-6255 (424 amino acids)
Biological process (GO): multicellular organism development; cell surface receptor protein tyrosine kinase signaling pathway; positive regulation of kinase activity
Cellular component (GO): signaling receptor complex
Molecular function (GO): transmembrane receptor protein tyrosine kinase activity; ATP binding
Source: RefSeq, a predicted model, not a curated record
CCGUGACUCUCGUGACUCAUACAGUGGUAUCACAUCUCAUGAAUAUAUGAUCCCUGACCUCUCCGGCCAUGAACUGUCCGAACCCAGCAGGGAAAGUCAGUGUGGCGAUGAGCAGGGUGACCACGGCAGGAAAGACCAGACGGCUGGGAGGGAGACAGAGACCAGGACCAGGACUGACGCCAUCACACGCCACACACACACACUCACUGUUUGCUGAGGAAACGCGUGACGGCGUUGGGCAGCCUCAUCAGCAGCACCACCUGUCUGUUCAGGUAGACGAAGAACGCCCCCAGGAACCCGCAGGUGAUGCUGCACAAGCACAUCAAAGUUACCAAAAUAACAUCGCGGUGCGGCUGAUUGGUGGACAGAUGCUCACUCACCCAAUGAUGGCAAAGGCAGGAAGCUCCUGGAGGUCAAAGGGGAAAUCCAGCCGGAAGUUUGUCCUGAAGAGAGCAGUGAUGGUGACUGGAAGACAAAGACCAGGGGAAAACACGACUUUUAAGUCACACUCAAACUUUUUUUUUGUUGAGGAAGAUCAUUUAUUUACUUAAGUUCAGAAAUGCCUUUAAAAAGUCAUAAUUACAUUUUUACACACAAAGCACACGAAGACGCUGGCUGCAAUUCCAACCUCAGCCAGAGAGGGCAGUAAUGCCGUCUUGAUGCCAGAAGGCUGAAGACGGUGGCUGAAGCUCGCUUGUAAGUUCGCGUUUCAUUAAAUGAAAUGAGGCUAAUGCUAGCAGCUCAGAAUCCAUAGCCAGCCUAGCUAUUAGCUGCUAGCUUGCUAGCUGUCAACAGCAGGUAAGUACAUCAGUGCAGGUAAGUAAGUUCAUUUUCUUACUGCCACUCACUCAUAGAUUUUUAGGACCAUUUUCAAACAGCUGGUCGCGUCUAUGAACAGUGUUGGUCAAUAUGUACAGGUAAGAGUGUAAACAUCUUGUCAACUUGCAUGCAAUGUUGUAUAUUCUAUGUAUAUUGUAUACAAAGUCUAUGUUGCCACCACUUUGCUUUUAGUACUGAACAUUGCCUUUGCUAUAUGUUAACAGCUAUUUGUGGUCAUAACUACAUUUUUGUUUAAGACAAUUGUGGACACAAAUAAAGCCGUAUUGAAAGCUACUGUAAAUGUUGCGCAGUGGAGGAGGACGCCCUCUAGCGACUGACCUGCGUCUUUGUUGAACACGGAUAAAACUCUGAAUAUGAAGGCGCUGAAUGUGGCGGCAAAGUAGCCCCUCCAGUAGUUUCUGACUGCAAAGUACGUGGACGUGACCUCGAUGCUGAAGAGCACACCUGCAAGCCAAAAGACCAAAGAAGCUGCAGCAAAAAUAGACAAAAUUGGUGCAAGAGAGAAGGAGAAAGAGGAGACCUCCAAGCGGUGUUCCAAAGCAGCAGCCCACUCCCACAGCGCAGCCCACUGUCAGGAUGUCGGUGUAACAGUACGGGUUCUACUGAUGAGAAAGGAGGAGGAGGUGAGGAGCAUGAGGAGGUGCCAGUGAGGAGGAGGAGCUCACCUGGUAGACGCCAGAGAAGAAGGACAUGAACCUGCUGAGCACGGCGGCGCAGAUGCUGGCGAUGUGCACAAACGGACCCUCUUUGCCGACCGGCAUCCCGCUGCCCAGCGUGGCUGUCAGACCGAUGACCUUGGCUACGAAGGCCCUCAAGGUCAGAUACUCCUUGAGGACCACGCCCCUCAGGAUGGUCUUCAGCUCUGGGAUGCCUGAACCUAAAGGUGAGGUGUCAGUAACGGCCGAUGAAGAUGCUUCGUGCUCGUGAAAUGAGGACGUACACACCGAUGGCUUGAGGAGCCACCAGCUGGCAGAAGAGCGAGGAGAAGAGGAUGAAGACCAGCGGGUAGGACACCCAGGCCACAAACUGCAGAGGGACGUUCCCGCUCAGCCGGCCGUAGAUCCACAUGUAGGCUGAGGGAGCAAACGGGAAGAACCACAGAUCAAUGGGUCAGACGCUGACUUUGAGAGGAUAAAAAAAUAAGUGCAGCGUGAGCGUAUGUGUCGUUUAGUAUGUUUAGAUUCAUCUCGCCGUCUGCGUGGGCCGACCUUGCAGGCUCUUUGCGCUGGUGUAGUCCAUGGUCCAGCUGACUAGCGCCAUGGUGAUGCCGAGCAGGACCAGGAAGAUCCAGUCUUCUCCAAGCCGAUCCACCAGGAAGCUCUGCACACGCGCCACGCAAGCUGGCGACGCCAAGUGCAAGCUGACAACAUUUAAGCGGUAAAGUCGCUGUGCGUGUUUCUUUGGAAGGCUCACCUCUACACUUGGAGGAAGCGCAUCUCCGCUUCAUUGAGGAUGUCAGUUUGGACUCUGAAUUUUCACCCCCUACGGCGUCCUCCACCACGCUGGACUGCCGCCGCUUCCUCUGCCAGCUGAGGCGGCGGCCUUGGAAGCCAUUUUGGCUCCGGCGGCCAUACCCCCGCAGGCGGGCCUUGGCGAUGUCGCCGGGAUGGCGACCGUGCUUCUUGAUCUGUCGCUCCGUCAGCAGCCGCCUGGCCUCCCGCCUGCUGGGACCUCCUUGCUGCUCCUGGUACUCCCCAUAGAGCUGACGAGCAGCAAAGCAAGACGACCACUGAGUCCAAAACCUGGCAGAGACACGCUGCUUCCAAAAUAGACAUGAUCACGUGACCACUCUAGAUGCAUUGCCUCUGGGCUGUGGACAUCUGCAGACAUGGAGAUGGAUGUCCACAUAUUUGAUGCCAGCAGUAACUAAAGCUAGAAGUACACUCGCUUCCUUUCAAGUUCUCCACCACCAUGGGCAAGACCAAAGAGCUGUCAAAGGAGCUCUGAGACAAGAUAGUAGAACUGCACAAGACUAGAAUGGACUACAAGAACAUCAGCAAGAAGCUUGGUGAGAAAUAGACAAGUGUUGGUGCAGUAAUCAAGAAUCAAUCACCGUCGCUGUGGAUCUCCAUGCAAGAGUUCCCCUGGUCGUGAGAAAGGUGAUGGAGCAUCCCAGAAUGACGAGGCAGGAGGAGGUUAAUGAUGUCAAGGGAGUUGGGAGCACAAUAAAAGCGUGAGUAAGACACUUUGCUGUAACGGAGUGAGGUUCAGGAGGUCCCACAAGGUGUGCAGACCCAUCUAAACGUUUGACCAUCAGCAUCUGAAAGACUCACACAAGGUGCUGUGGUCACAUGAUACCGGAAUUGAGCUCUUUGGCAUCAAGUUGGUGUAUUUGGGAGGUUCUUCAGCAGGCACACUCAAUAAAAAAAGCACGGCCAGUGAGUCAGCAAUGCUUUGUUUGGCCAACGAUGCAACAGGGAAUUCAUUAGUCCCUUCCAGAAGGUCCCGCUCAAACCAGAACAUAUUCUCAUUUAAUCCAUUCCCAUAAGACAUAACGUAAAUCCAAUGAAUCCGUCCCACCCAAAAAUAUUAACUCAAAACACAGUUUAGCAUGCAGGAAAUGCAUAGAAAUGAUGAAUGAAAGAACAUUUAACCUCACUUUGACCUUCAUUCAAGGCCUUUGUUGACAAAGGGCGAGGGAGGGGGAGAAGAGAUCCUUCAUGUUUUGCUACGAGUUAUUGUCGUGGGUAGUGUUUCGUACCCUUUUUAUCACAAUGCUGCCACUUGGUGGCGUGCUGGUUUGCAGCCGUGAUCCAUCAGCAAAUUCAGCCGCUGAUGAUGUACGGUGGUGUGAGGAAGCGUCUGCUCCCUUCCUUCUGUGCAUGUUUGUCACACUUAAAUGUGUGGGAUCAUCCAGCAAACGCGAUAUUAGUCAAUGACAACACAACUCAGCACUUUUUAAAGGAGAAACAAAUGCAGGCUGCAUGGAUCAUACCAAGACCGAGGUAUGAUGGUACUGUUCAUAUUUUUGUAAAAAAUAAACCCCCAAGGGGAGUCAGCAGGAGAUCUAAUACUUAUUUCCCCUCACUGAAGUCUGAAGGAAAUACACCCCCAUCAUCAUCAUUCCGCCAACGCCUUCCUCAUCUUUCCUCCUCAACUUGAUGAACGUGAACUGGGAGCUAAAUUUAGCCCGGGGUGUGAUCUAAUAUUGCCGGUCAACCUUUCCCGGCCUCCUCGUGUUUCAUCUUUUCUCCUGUACAGCAGCGCACUUCUGACUUGACCUGAGGGCAGCUGCCCCGUCCGUACACCAGACUGCCUCCAUGGAGCACCACCGACUACACAGACACUCAGGGUCCACAUGUUGGCACUGCCUGCAAUUCAUGGCAGGAAGUCUUCAGAGGAAACAAGAAGCAGCAAACAGGAAGCAGGACUGUGCGUGUGUGUGUGUGUGUGUGUGCACACUGCAUGCUAUGUGGAUGUGUGAGACAUGAAGAGAGACACACACAGCAGCAAGUCAAACAGGCUCCAUAUAUUUGCAAAGGCGGGAGCGCCGUGCAGGAAUGACAAUCAACUUUUGCCAAAGCGCCUUCAAAGGGGUGUCGGCAUGGCAACGACAACAAUAACGACGACACACUGACCAGGGUUUGUUUGUAUCUUAGAGCCUUCCUCUCUGAUGCAUGUGUGGCCAUUGACACGCUGUCACUGAGUCAAAAAUAAACCCCACCGCUGACCGCCUCAAUGUGACCACACACACACACACACACACAGAGUGGAUAUUACAUCUGGUAACUGCCAUCUUGUUCCAGUGAUGUCAUUCAAAGUUGAUGUUCUAUCACACUGCAGCCCUGCCCAUAGGUGUGAAUGCUAGCUUGUACACACGUGGCCUGUGAUAGGCUCCAGCAUACCCAAUGAGGACAAGCGGUGGAUUGAUGGAUGCUUGUGCUGACUGACAAGGCUUCAUUCAAUAAAUCUCAGUAUGCGGUGGAACCGGCCUGAAGUGAUACUGCUGCCUCGGGGCGUGGCAGCUCAGCUGGGGAGGUCACAUGACUGUGAGCAUGUGAGGUGACGGCCUAAUGGUCUUCAGGUGACAAGGGGGCGUGGCCAGGCCGAGCAACGACGACAACAUGAGUACACAAUGUGACACCAGAGUGGACGCACAGUGACUGACAUGGUUGAAAUGCUUGCAUCUUCCUGUCCAGCAUGGCCAACAACACAACAACGAGCGACCCAUGUGCGGCUGGCGACAACCUGUGCAUCAUCCGGACUCACCAGCAGGCGGUGAUAAUCGUACCGACGUUGCUCCUCUUCUUCACGCUGGUCAUCGCCCUGGCCAUGACCUUAGUGUCCUGCCUGUCACGCAAGCGGACCAGAACCACCAUCCUGGCCCACUACAGCAGUUCAGUGCACAGGCGGGAAGGCCGCCUGCAAGGCAUUGAUGCGCCCCCUGGUCUUGACCCACUGGAGCAUGAGGAGCUUCCCAUGGCUGUCCAAAAAGCAAAGCAGCCCAACCGCAAAGCAACUCCACGGGAGACCACAGGGGGGCGUGUUGGCUCCUUCAGGCAUGUCACUGUGCUGCCCCAGACGUUGUCCAUCAACUCCAGCAAGACGGUGGGUCUCUACAGGGCCCGCAUGGACAACAGGGACGUGGUGCUGAGGAUGCUCAAAGACACGGCGAACGGCGCCGACAAGCGACACUUCUUGGGUUUCACCUCCUUUGUGUCGGGACUCGGGCCCCACCCCUUCCUCCCGGCUCUGCUGGGGGUCGUCACAGCCUCGUCGCCCCCGGUGAUGGUGAUGGAGGAGCUGCGGCACCGAGACCUGCUGGGCUUCCUGUGGAGAUGCAGACGGGUCGACUAUGAUGAGUCUGCAUGUGACAUGACGGAGAGGACAGUCUUCACCAUGGCAACACAAGUGGCGUCUGCUCUGGACUACCUGCACACUCGGCGCUGCGUUCACGGCAACGUGGCGGCUCGAAGCGUCCUGGUGGGUGGCGACCUGAUGGCCAAGCUGUGGGGUUUGGGCUCCGCCUACCGCCGGCACGCCCAAGCCGAUGCGGGCGGAGGUAUGGAGGUGCUGGAGCUGAAGAAGUGGCAGGCGCCCGAAGUGUUGUCCCGCAGGACGUUCAGUCCCAGCAGCGACGUGUGGUCCUUUGGGAUGCUGCUCUACGAAAUGAUCACCUUAGGUGAUCCACCGUUUGCCGAGCUGCUGGCCACAGAGCUCCUGCAGCACCUCCAGAGAGGAAGACACCUCCAACGUCCAUCCGGCUGCUCCGGCUCACUCUUUGCCAUCAUCACGUCGUGCAGCCAGUGGAGCCCCCGGCGACGCGUCUCCAUGGCGACGCUCAUCGCAAAGCUCCAGGAGGGAGAGAGGUCGGCCAACGGGAGGACGGUCAUCCGAGUGUCCGAGCCCCUGGACACGGGGAAGUACCUGCGGGAGGCGGGAUACGGCGAGGCCUACAACUACGCUGUGCUGUGAUUGGCUGAC